GUGCUUCCAGUCUCUGUCACUAACGGCCUGUCCCGGCAGAAUAGUGAUGUUGCUGCAGACGAGGGCGCCGACGGAUGCUCACGGGGUAUUUUGGCAGUGCAAACAGGAGUUUCAACGUUUGUGAAAGAGAACUCUCGAGUACUGUGGAUUGUUUUCUACAUCGUACUUCUUCUCGCUUACUUUGCAUACUUUUCUUAUGCCAUGUAUUACAG
Messenger RNA from Candidula unifasciata, 212 nucleotides. The record is from the annotation of a GenBank genome assembly. Lineage: Eukaryota; Metazoa; Mollusca; Gastropoda; Stylommatophora; Geomitridae.